AUGGACGCCGAAUCGCAGAAGGCUCAGGCCACUCACGUCUACGAGAAGCCUCUCUCCGCUGGCAAUGGGAGUCUCUCCGGCGGCAUUACCAUCGACCUUAAAGCGGACAAGAAGCUGUUGCGGCGCAUUGAUUGGCGCGUCAUGCCUGUUCUCUGCUUCACCUACGCCCUCCAGUACUACGACAAAGCCCUCCUCAGCCAAGCCGCCAUCUUCGGCAUGCGCGCCGACCUCGACAUGAUGUCUGGGCUGCGAUACUCCUGGGCCUCUCUGAUCUUCUACUUUGGCUACAUGGCCGGCACAUAUCCCGUCUCCCUGCUCGCUCAGAAGUUCCCGACGCGUUGGGUCAUCACCGCCAUCUGCAUCCUGUGGGGAGUCGUCGUCCUAACCACCCCCGCCUGCAAGACGUUUGAGCACUUCCUCGUGAACCGCUUCUUCCUUGGGCUCAUCGAGGCUGGCGUAUCUCCCAUGUUCAUGAUGAUUGUCGGGCUCUGGUACACGCACGCGGAGCAGGUUUCCCGCUCGAGUUGGUGGUACUCCUUCAGCGGCGGCUCCCUGCUUGUAUCACCUCUCAUCAACUACGGCCUCGGCCACGUCCGCGGUGGCUCUCUUCAGCCUUGGCAAUACAUGUAUAUCAUUGCUGGCGCUGCGACGCUGGUCUGGGGCGUUGCCCUAUGGUGGUUGUUCCCCGAUACUCCCCAGCUCGCCAAAGGUUUCUCCGACGAAGAGCGCCAGAUGAUCCAAGAGCGUCUCUGGGAGGCUCUUGGGGACUACAAGCUUUUGGGAAUCUGCAUCCUGUCGAUCGUCUCCUGCACCGGCUCUGGCGCCGUUACGACCUUCGCCCCUAUUGUCUUCAACGGCAUGGGUUUCACCAUCUUUCAGUCGCUUCUCCUCAACCUGCCCAUCGGCGCUCUCGCCUUCUUCUGUAUCCUGGGUUCUGGGUACUUGGGUCGACGUCUUCCCAACGCGCGUCUCCACAUCGUCUCGGCUGCUUGUCUUCCCGUCAUCCUGGGCUGUUGUCUUCUAUGGCAGCUUGAUUCCUCGGCAAGGGCUGGACGCAUCAUUGGUUUCUACCUCCUCAACUUUUUCUCGUCCGCCUGGACUCAAUGCAUUGGCCUCGGCACCUCCAACGUGGCGGGCCACACCAAAAAGGCCCUCUACGCCGCGGCUACAUUCUUUGCCUACUCUGUCGGAAACAUCAUUGGUCCUCUCAUGUUCGAUGCAUCUUACGCCCCCCGCUACGAUCGCAGUUUCAUUGGUAUCCUCAUCUGUUUUGUCGUCUGCUUUGUUGCUUCUGAAACCCUCCGCUUUCUCCUGGUCAGGGAGAACCGCAAGCGUGAAGAGCAUUAUGGCCCCGCAGAUUUCUCUCAAGGUCUGGACGACUUGACGGACAAGGAAAACAAGUCAUUCCGUUACCAUGUGUAA
Ilyonectria robusta is the source of this 1422-nucleotide messenger RNA. RefSeq names its product major facilitator superfamily domain-containing protein. Gene Ontology annotation, biological process: transmembrane transport. Gene Ontology annotation, molecular function: transmembrane transporter activity. Bases 1 to 1422 code for a protein of 473 amino acids. Lineage: Eukaryota; Fungi; Ascomycota; Sordariomycetes; Hypocreales; Nectriaceae. The transcript is spliced from 6 exons. The record is from RefSeq and is a predicted model, not a curated record. Gene Ontology annotation, cellular component: membrane.